UCUAUACUUCCGCAUGAAUCCACGAAUUCGACUCACUUUUAAUGUCAAAUUACACAAAAAUCUCGCGAGACCCAAGAGUUUGCAAUCGCCGGAAUCUUGAGCAAUAGUUCAGAGUGGGUAACGUUAAAUGAAAUUAGUGAAAAGGAUUAUUUUAUGUUUGUCGUUCGUGAGUUGUGAACCAUCAAAAGGAGUGAGGGACAAUGUUAUCCAUCUCCGACAGUGUAAUUUGUCUCACGAUUGCAUCGAUUGCCUCACACUUUUUAACAGACACAAAUACAACGGAUGAAGCUGAAUUGGCAAAUAUACUAAACGAUGUUUAGUUUAGUUUAUUGCCAAUUGUACCGAUGUCUAGUGAAAAGCGUUUGUUGCGUGCUAACCAGUUAGCGGAAAGACAAUACACGAUUACAAUCAUGGUGUACAGAUACACUAGGGAAUAACGUUUAAUGCAAUAUAAAGCCAGCAAAGUCCGAUCUGAUAGUCCGAAGGUCUCCAAUGAUGGAGAUUGUACACCAGCAUUGUGUGUCUAUCUUCGGAGUAAACCAGCAUCUGCAGUAUCUUCCGACACAUUUCGUCUGCUUUCUCGCUGUGGUGGGAUGGCUCAGUGUAUAACAGCUGUGAAGAAACUAUUCCUGAAUCUGGGAAUGUAUAUUAAACUACGAAAUGUUAUAUUAAACUAGAAGUAUGAACCAUUUGAAAAAAAAAGUAUUCCUCCCUUGAUUGUCCAAUAAACUCCCUUGUGCCAUAUUUUGAGCAAAGAUUGGUUUUGAGUAGCUAAUGCAUCUUGAAGUGCUAAAUGUGAUGUGAACUCGCAACCCGGAGCCCGGAGCCGCCACAGUGUUGCACACACUGCUAUUGGAUGGCGUCAGAGAAUGAUCAAGCUGUAACUAAAUCAGCCCUGUGUGGCGUCAUAAAGGCGGGUGCGAAUGACGUCACGGAAAGCCGCGCUGCAUGCCCCGGCCGGCCCCCAGGUGUGAACGCUGCACUGGGGAGGGCGAUGGAGCCAAGCGCGUCUGCUCUUGAGCUGCACGACGAUCAACUGAAUUCCUGAUGUCUCAUGGAAUCCACUGGCAGACAAACGGAGAACGGUUAUAAGUGUGUCAAUGAAAUGCAGACUGGAGGAACCCACAUUAACUUUUUAGAACAAAAUAAGCUACACGAGUUGAAUAUUGGAUUUGCUGAAGAAAUUUUUCUGCAUUUGGGAAUGAGCGAUGAGAAGUUUCUAACGUGGAAUCGCAAAAUGGAUAACUUAGAAAGAAAAGAAGCUAACUGCAGUCAAUUUCGAUUUGACAGUAAUUCUCCUUUAGACACCAGUUCAUUAAGCAUCACAAAAGAGGAAAUGUCACUUGCCACUGAAACUAUCAGUCUAUCUUCGGAACUAGCCCAGGAUGAAGUAAACUCUAACGAUUGCAAGGAGGAGAAGACGCAUGUAGAUUUUAUGAGCAGGCUUCUUUACCUGAACAACUUGGAAGAAGACUUGCGUUCCCUGGAUUUAUCAUCUUUUUCAGAGACCUCCUCCGGUGAUAGUGAUGCAGAAGGAUCCUUAAUGAAGGAUAAGAACUUGAGCCUAGAUAAGAGGUCUAGUGACAGCACAGGAGAUGAGAUGAUCAACAUCCCCAAAAAAGACAAGCUGAAGAAGGAACAAUGGGAAGAUGAUGCACAAGUCACUGAAAGUUCACAGAUACAACAGCAACAUGAUGUCGUGGAAAAACAGUUUGACCAUGUUAAAGCUUUACUGCAGGCAAAUCAAUUAUUGACAGAAGGGCUUCGAACAAAAUUGCUUCAGAUAUGGUGCAAUGUACGUAAAAAUCAAGCAGGAGAAUCUCUGGAUGAUGAGAUGAGUGACGAUGGCACAGAGAGCCUUGACGCAUUUUCCGGGGAGAAAUCAUCUGUGGCCAGUGGACGUGUUGGGGAUUUAUUGAACAAGCAACAAACCAGUGUGAUAAAGUUACCCAGGGACAAUGGACAGACUGAAGGAGCGAAUGGCCACACUGAAAUAAGCCACUUAGAGCACAAUGUGAAUUGCUUCACUGACCAUAUUCCAAUCACACAACUGCAGGUUGGGACUAGGUGCUUAGAAGGAGAAGUGGCAGCUCUAGAAAAGGACUUUGAGCAACACUGUGUGGUUCCUAAAGAGCAGAUUGCACGUCCUAAGUAUGCUAGUUCCAAAACAGAAACUGUGGACCGAACAUCACAUAAAGAACAGCUGGUUACUCACUUGGAAAGUACCACGAACAAAAUGCAAGAAUAUAACCAGAAGAUCAUGCCUGCAAAAGGCACAAUCGAAGAUACUGCAGAGACGGUGAAGGGUAGGUUGCAAAAAGUUCAGUGGCAGCUGUCAGAAAUCGAGGAGGCCAACAGAAAUCUUCACUUUCAAAUCAUAAAACUGAAUACCGAUUACAGUCAAAUCCAGGAAUUUCACCAAUUUAUGACUGGUGACAACAAAACCUCAGCAAACCAGCGUGUUGAUUUGCAAGCAAAUUACAACAAUACGGCAGAAGAGAACGAGCAAAUGCUGCAAGUAAUAACCAAACUGGAGACGAGAAUAGAAGCAACACUUUUAAACUUAUCUGAGAUCAAAAUGGAAAAGAAUUGCUUGGAACGGCAAUUCCGGUCCUUAAAAGAUGUGUACAACAGCCAGAGAGGAGGAAGAAUCGCAGAGAAGGAGCAGUUCAAAGACUGUGGUAAAGCCCUCAGCGAGGGUCAAGUCUUGCGGGCACGUCCCGACAGGGACCACUUCCGCACGCAGAACCUGACGAAGGAUAUAGCCGCGGUGAGAAGUGAGAACCACCGACUUCAACGGGUCACUGAGGAGGAGAUUAGGAAAAGUAAACUGGUCAUGGCAGACGUCAAGAGGUGGAAGAAAGAAUGUCACAAACUCACAACGGAGCAUCAGGAGAAAGAAAGACAAACUAAUAUUGUGAUCCAAAUGUUGAAAACAGAAAUGGAGGCAUUGAAAGACGCUUCUGAAAAGAAAGAAAAAGAAAUGAAGCAGAACAUGCAAAUGCUGGCUAAUGUUAUCCUGGAUAUGAAACUGGUACACUCGGAUUUGUCUGUCAAAUGGCCGUCAGACAAAGGGGAUUGUGCCAAUUCCACAUGCGUAAAGAAAACCAGCCAAAUAUUGUCCAAGAUAGAUGGCAUUCUCUCGUCCAUGGAAGGAAUAUUCGUUUGCCGGGAAUCCAACAAUUGUUCUAGUGGUUGGCUACCAGGUGGAGACACAGGCAGCAAAGGAGUUAGAGACACGAAGGAAAUGGUUCCUGCAACGAUCAAUGGACGCAAACACUCAAAACAUGAGGAAUGUGCAGCAAUUGAUUUGAAAGUGAGGGAAUCAUUGGGCAGGUCUGCAUCGUCCCACAAAACUAGCAAGAAGGAGUCAAUUCAAAAACGUAUCAUCAAAAGGAUCGAAGAAUGUCAAAUGCUCGCUGCAGAGAAUGUAAAACUUCACAACUGUGUUAAAGAAUUGGUGUGCAAGGUGAAUGGUUUCAACAAAAUAAUCCAAUACGCUGACCAAAGGCUUCAAAUGAAUAAUUCGCACAUUGUGAGGCUGGAAAAGAAGAACUCCAUUUUGUUUGUUGCUUUGAAUAAGAUGGCCAGAAAGAAAGAGAUGAGAGACAGUUCACCAGGAUCUACAAGUGACAGCAGUAAAACAAGUGAAAGAGCUCAUUGUUCAAGGACAGAAGGAAACCACAUCAGUGAUAAGGGUAUUUUCUCUGCUAAAGGUGAAUAUUUCCUAUUUAAUUUUCACAAUUAUACUGAUGUAAGAAUUGUUUUCAAAAUCUGUUCAUGGCCAGAUAAAUGGAAUAACAUUCCACAGCAGCCUAUUUUCUUUCAUGGAUCGGAAGGGGUUUUCAUUCGUGGAAGUAUUAUCAUGCCCUAG
Molecule: messenger RNA, 3874 nt
Organism: Leucoraja erinaceus (little skate)
Lineage: Eukaryota; Metazoa; Chordata; Chondrichthyes; Rajiformes; Rajidae
Exons: 16
Coding region: 1055-3874 (939 amino acids)
Source: RefSeq, a predicted model, not a curated record